CCUACUUUUAACACUAUUUUGUAGGACCAAACUUAUCUGACUUCAUAGUAAAUAAAUGUAUAGUUGUGUAGCUAUUAUAGGACAGCCAUUACAUUUAAUAUCUUUGCGCCGGACAAAAAGAUAACAUUGAAAAAAUAAUACUUGCAAAAUGAACAGAGUUAUACAACAAAUCCAAAUCAGAAAAUAUAUUGAACAUAAAUUUCAAAUUCAAACAUUCCUACCACAGGGUGGCUCUAAUAAUCUGACAGCAUAAAACUGACAGGAAACAAAAUUAAAAAAAAAUGCUUUGAAUUAAAAUUCUAAAUAUUAAAAAUAUCCAAAAAACGCAUUUGACCACUCUAAUUGUAUACAAUUUCAUGAAAUACACGUACAUUUUAGUUCAUAAAAUAAAAAUACAUAAAAAAACAAGACAUUUUCUUAUGGCAAAAUGUGAAGAUAAUCAAGGCACAUGCGCAAAAAACCGUUGCUAUGUUGCACCAGUAUUACACUCAUGCUUGUUCGCCAACUGCUCUGAUUGGCCGGCACGUCUACCAAUGAGGUCGAUUGUUUACUCCAUUAUUUGUUACAUUCCUCCGUAGGUCAGAAUGUCUACAUCAGCCGGCACGGUGCAUCCUUGCCAUUAUGCUACACUCGGGACACAGCCAUCCACCGUUGAUACCUUGUCCAAAAGUGUUGUAAACCAAGUGGCAUAAAUUCUUUCGCCCAAACAAUCCAUUUCUCAUAGUCAUAAAAACCUUUCGCACAGGUGGAUCGACGGAUUUUCGGGCUUGUUCUCUGCCGCAUGUAAAACUGGUCGUGUACGAUAUGCUCGCCAAUAGUGGUCCCAUCGCUUCCGAGCUUCACAUUCCGUACAGCGAAACAGUGCCGUGUACCACCGCGACAAUAACCGAUCCACCGUUAAACAGACCGCUUUCACCGCGAAAGUUCUUCGAGCGACUUUAUGGUCAUCUCGAGCGGGAUAAUCGUGCCAACGAUGCUAAUUGCAGUGAAGAUAUUCGACCGGCCACUAUACGCAGCGACCCUAAUAAUGUUUUAGCAAAGGCUAGUGAUGCAUGUGCGCUUAUUGAAACCCACCAUUUUAGUGAUUCGCAAAAAUCCGUGUCAGUGACCAGUUCGAUCAAUUCCGCCAGUCCACGGUCGUCUCUGGCAGUGGAUAUUGAGGAAGAUUCUUCCCAGAAUGCUAGCAUUUCGUCACCUCCGCUGCCAUCCGAUCGCCAUCCAGCAGGUCCACAACAUUACGGACCUGCUCCCGAGUAUCCAGGUGCCAGGAUAGGUGCUACAACAUCACAGUUCCCCAUUGUACCGUUGCCAACUCAGCAUCUGCCCCAACAGAGCGAUGUAUCCUUAGCCGGCGUGUCACAGCGGCAACCCGGCAUGGCCGUUUCGACUUUCUUUUCGUCUGCGGGAGGUUACGGUGCUACUUCGUUUCGACCAUUUUUUGGAAUUGCACAUGACGGAGCACAACUGCCGGCGGGAUUAUCUGCAUUUUUGGCCCGCCGUCGAAAAAAAGAAGGACGUCCAAGACGGCAACGCACUACAUUCAGCAGCGAACAAACUUUGCGACUCGAAGUUGAAUUUCAUCGAAACGAGUACAUUUCCCGAGGUAGAAGAUUCGAACUAGCAGAGGUGUUGAAACUUUCCGAAACCCAAAUUAAAAUAUGGUUUCAAAAUCGCCGUGCAAAAGAUAAACGUAUCGAAAAAGCACAAAUUGAUCAGCAGUAUCGGACAUUCGCCGCAGUAAAUGGGCUACUUACACCGUUCAGCCCACAAUAUCCCCCUGGAUUGAUUGCUACGCAACAACCUCACCAACACCCUUUACACCAUAGCCAGCUGCCACCACAGCAUCAGACACAGCCAGUGCAGUCGUAUGCAUCGAACAGGACAUUGCAAAGGUCAGGACAUCCGAAUCCAGAAACAAAGCGAUAUCAGGAACACCAGGGACCUCGCAGUGAUCGUGACAGUGAUAAGGAGCAAACAAAAAGAUAAAUCAACACUAGAAGCAAGCGUCGCACAGCGAGUACCAGAUUUACAACGGAAUAGCCUGAUCGAAAUAAAUCCUUGGCAAAAUCAUAUCCACCAACGAAUGUAACUAGUCCUUGUUAAAUGUUAGAGACGAAGCAAUAUUUGAUUUAAUUGUUUGAUCUUUUCUUACCAAUCCUUUUUCGAUGUGUUCGUCUUAAUCCUAUAAUUUGACCCAAAAGGAAGAUUUGAAACUGAUCAUGUGCAUUGUUUUUCGGAUAACUAACAUCUCCUCCUAGGGCUCUUUACAAGAAAAGUCUAAUC
Anopheles funestus (African malaria mosquito) is the source of this 2283-nucleotide messenger RNA. It is a transcript of the gene ro, whose product is annotated as homeobox protein rough. Gene Ontology annotation, cellular component: nucleus. Gene Ontology annotation, biological process: regulation of transcription by RNA polymerase II. The transcript has 3 exons. NCBI's taxonomy places the organism in Eukaryota, Metazoa, Arthropoda, Insecta, Diptera, Culicidae. The coding region runs from base 805 to 1986 and encodes 393 amino acids. Gene Ontology annotation, molecular function: RNA polymerase II cis-regulatory region sequence-specific DNA binding; DNA-binding transcription factor activity, RNA polymerase II-specific. The record is from RefSeq and is a predicted model, not a curated record.